GUCCAUGAGGAGACCUGCAGGAGAGUAAGUCAGAGUAAAUGGCAGUCCCGCGUAGCCUCGCGUCCGACACUUCCCAUUUGCCUGCUGAUCUUGCACCAGGCAACAUGAAGCUCAAUCGCUCUGGCUGCUGAGAAAUAUAAAACUAUCGUUAGCGACAGAUGAAGUGGACUUACUCAUUGGUGACCUUGUCCGGAUAGAAGAACACAGAAGAAAUUCCCGUUUCCCAGUUAUUUGAGCCAAGAGCUGGAAACGCUGCUUUGAUUGUCGUCCGGGUCCCUUCCUUAGAGGAAACACAUCCUGUUAAUGUUUGACUGUGAAGUCGCAGUGCUGAAUGUUUGUUGCAGACAGUUACGCCCAGAAACUCAGCAACAGAGUUAGAAAAACAACAGUUUCCUCCUAGCUUCCAGAAAGCGUCUUUUUCUCCUUGGUACCUUAUCAGUUAUGUUAAGAUCGUGUCACAGUCGAAGUAAGAAGUCUAUUUCUACAAGAUGGCCAAUUUCUGCCUAACCAUUUGAUCAAGAGAGCUGUGGCUGUUAAUAGUCUGACUUAAACAAAGAUUAUUUCUGCAAACCUGCUUGGGGUAUCAAGGUAAUCUGCCUUUUAACCACCCAACAGACAGGUGUGCUACUUGAGGAGAGCACGAGUGAUCCCUCUGGCUUUAUUGAAGGCUCGUCAGUUGGAGAACUCACAUCUUCAUCAUAAGGGAUGGACCUGCGUACACGGCAGCUUAUCGUUGCCGCACCUCCAGUCGAGAAGGCACAGGAGGGUGGAUAAGCUUAGCAAAAACUCAAAUUACUUGGAUUUUGAGGACACUGGGGAGGUAACAAUGAAUACUCAACUCCCCUAGCAGCUCUCAAGUAGCUCUAGGUACUCCCGCAUUUCCAAUGUACGCGAGUGUUUUGUGUGGAAACAAAAGAGGCUCUCUCGUGCUCUGUGGGUAACAAGAGCGUCUUGGAGCUGGGGUGAGGAAGCAGGCAUGGCUGUUCAAAAGCUGGUGGCGACUGCUGUAGCAGUGGCUCUCCUGUCCCUGAUUCUUAACAAUGCAGCAGCCAUCACUCCAAACUGGGUGUACCAGGCCCUGGAGGAUGGGAGAAAGCGCAGCGUUGGUCUGUGGAAGAUGUGCUACGGGAGCGAAAAAGGGAAAGCGUCAGUGAAGCAUGAACAAACGCUGGAACGUGAGUGUGAGAAUUUAAGCUGGGGGUCAGAACACCCUGGAUUUCAAGAAUCUCGGAACACAGUUAAACUUCAGUUUGACAUGAUGCGAGCCUGUAACCUGAUUGCCACAGUGGCUCUGACCGCCGGCCAGCUCAUCUUCCUGCUCGGACUGAUGGAACUCCCCCUUAUCACUCGGGAUUCGCAGUGGUGGGAGGAAGCCAUUGCUGCUUUGUUUCAGCUGUCCAGUUUUGUGUUGAUGAUUGGACUGGUGACCUUCUACCGUAUAGGCCCCUAUACUCACCUCUCUUGGUCUUGCUACCUGGACAUUGGUGCCUGUCUCUCAUCGACACUUGCGGCAGCCAUGCUAAUCUGGAACAUAUUACACCGGCGGGAGGACUGUAUGACACCCCGCGUUAUUGUUAUCCGUCGCUCCAGGCCACGCUUUGAGAAUGACUACGUGGAAUCACCAUGUUGAACCAACGCAGAAAGGAGCGGGCAGCAAUUUGCACAAGUGUUCGAGAGUUGCCAGAUCUCUGCUUACUCAUGAAAUAACCAAAUCUCUGCUUUCAGCCGCUGUCUGGAAGGUUGGACGAGGUGGGCACACAGUGGGAGAAGAAGAAACAAA
Hypanus sabinus (Atlantic stingray) is the source of this 1780-nucleotide messenger RNA. It is a transcript of the gene tmem204, whose product is annotated as transmembrane protein 204. Lineage: Eukaryota; Metazoa; Chordata; Chondrichthyes; Myliobatiformes; Dasyatidae. The record is from RefSeq and is a predicted model, not a curated record. The coding region runs from base 977 to 1630 and encodes 217 amino acids. The transcript has 4 exons.